This is a messenger RNA of Didymodactylos carnosus, 551 nucleotides long. Lineage: Eukaryota; Metazoa; Rotifera; Eurotatoria; Philodinida; Philodinidae. The record is from the annotation of a GenBank genome assembly.
AUGAAACGUAGCUACAGUUCGGAUAGUGAUCGACCGAAAAGACGUUUAAAGAGAAAAAAAUCAAAGACAAAGAAAGAAAAGAAGACUGAAUCAGCUGGACACAUGGAUGAUGAUGAAGACGAUAGAGAACGGAGACGAAGACGUUUGAAAUGUGCAGCUAAAGCUUUAUGUUGCACACCGCAGUGUUGUUUCAUUACGGCAUUAGCAAGUACUCUAGGUCUGGCUCUCAUAGGCGGUGCAGUGGCUGCCGGUUUACUAAUAAAAUCAUCGAAAACGACAACAACUCCUACAAGUAGGUUGAAACAUGUAAUGCAAUAAAACGUUGUAUCGAAUAUUGCUGUAUUUUUGAAUAAAAAUAAGAAUUCUCAGAUUUUGCGACAACAAUGUAGGUUUGAACCGUGGUCAGAGACGGCUUAGCCAUCUUACGAGGGAACCGCCUGAGGUGCUAAAAAUCUUUUUGAGUGGGACUAUUUUUAAGAUGUAGAUUCUCAUGGACUAUGAAGAAUCCCAACUUGGUUCGUGCGCAAUCAGCUUUGUUGCUGAGAUAUCGA